This is a messenger RNA of Morus notabilis, 1981 nucleotides long. Its product is annotated as UDP-sulfoquinovose synthase, chloroplastic. Lineage: Eukaryota; Viridiplantae; Streptophyta; Magnoliopsida; Rosales; Moraceae. Gene Ontology annotation, molecular function: UDPsulfoquinovose synthase activity. The record is from RefSeq and is a predicted model, not a curated record. The coding region runs from base 195 to 1652 and encodes 485 amino acids. Gene Ontology annotation, biological process: sulfolipid biosynthetic process; glycolipid biosynthetic process. The transcript has 3 exons.
GUCUCGCUCCUUCUAAACCCAAAAUCUCCACUUCUCUCUCUCUCUCUCUCUCUCUCUCUCUCUCUCUAUAUAUAUAUAUAUAUAUAUAUCCUCCUCUUUUUCCUGGAUUAUUUACACACGUCGCCAUUUUCUUCAACCUUCACUGAACCUCUUCAGGUGUUUGUGUUUGCUGCCAUAACUUCUGAACAUUUGAUAUGGCACAUUUGCUUUCAACUUCCUGCAAUCUUAAGAUUCCUUCUGGCUGUAAACCCCACUCCAGAUUAACCCAGGAUUCAGUAUCAGUAGCAUCAUUUCCUGCCUCUUUUCCUUUCCAAACUUCCAAAUCUCCAUUUAGAAAUCUUGUUUUGUCCGGGGAAAGGUCUGGUGGUAGAAACUGCAUUGUGCAGGCAACUACUAUCUCUUCAAGUCGAGAAGCCUCGAAGAAUCCCGGCACUGGUUUUGACCAGAUUUCAAGUGAACCCUCCAAAUCACAAAGGGUUAUGGUCAUUGGUGGUGAUGGCUACUGUGGUUGGGCCACUGCCCUCCACCUAUCCAAGAAAGGUUAUGAGGUUGCCAUUGUUGACAGCCUUGUUCGCCGCCUCUUUGACCACCAGCUCAGUCUGGACUCUCUGACUCCAAUUGCCUCCAUCCACAACCGCCUCCGCUGCUGGAAAUCCCUCACCGGAAAGACUAUUGAGCUCUACAUUGGUGAUAUCUGUGACUUUGAGUUCUUAUCAGAAUCCUUCAAGUCAUUUGAGCCUGAUGCUGUUGUUCAUUUUGGGGAACAGCGGUCUGCCCCUUACUCGAUGAUUGAUCGGUCAAGAGCUGUGUUUACGCAGCACAACAAUGUAAUUGGAACAUUGAAUGUGCUCUUUGCCAUAAAAGAAUUUAGAGAGGAGUGUCAUCUGGUGAAGCUUGGGACAAUGGGAGAAUACGGGACUCCAAAUAUUGACAUUGAAGAGGGUUACAUUACCAUUACUCAUAAUGGAAGAACAGAUACUUUGCCAUAUCCAAAGCAAGCAAGCUCAUUCUAUCAUCUGAGUAAGGUUCAUGAUUCGAAUAAUAUAGCCUUCACUUGCAAGGCUUGGGGGAUCAGAGCCACUGACCUAAACCAAGGAGUGGUUUACGGGGUUAAAACAGAGGAAACUGAUAUUCAUGAAGAGCUAUGCAACAGGCUUGAUUACGACGGUGUGUUUGGGACCGCAUUGAAUCGGUUCUGUGUUCAGGCUGCUGUUGGUCAUCCACUCACUGUGUACGGCAAGGGAGGCCAGACCCGGGGAUAUCUUGACAUAAGAGAUACAGUUCAAUGUGUUGAGCUUGCCAUUGCAAAGCCAGCUAAGCCAGGAGAGUUUCGGGUCUUCAACCAAUUCACCGAGCAGUUCUCUGUCAAUGAACUUGCGGCCCUUGUUACAAAAGCUGGAAACAAGCUUGGGAUCGAAGUGAAGACCAUCUCCGUGCCAAAUCCAAGAGUAGAAGCCGAGGAGCAUUAUUACAACGCCAAGCGCACAAAACUCAUCGAGUUGGGACUUAAGCCGCACCUACUCUCAGACUCUCUUCUUGAUUCUUUGCUCAACUUUGCUAUUAAGUACAAGGAUCGUGUUGACACAAAGCAGAUAAUGCCCAGUGUUUCAUGGAAAAAAAUUGGAGUUAAACCAAAGACUGUUGCUGCCUAGUUGAGUGUAGAUACAAGAGGACAUUUGAAGUCUUUGUCAUCUUCCCACCUCUCUUUCUUCUAAAUCUAUAGGAUUUGUUUAGCCUAUAUAAAAUGUGCUCUGUGAUUGCUCUGCUGCAAUCGUAAAAAUGACCAGUCAGUUGUUCAAUUAUAAAUACCCGCAGUUAGUCAGUUUUGUGUCUGAGAUGAAAUGUAUGUUUAGUUUAGUGCCGGCUCCAAAACAGGACGUGAGAAACAAAUGUGUUGGGAGGUGUUUGGCCAUGGUCUGACCCUGUUGUACUCCAAUAUAUCGCCAAUGUAUCAUGGAAGUUUAACAUAUCGCCAAUGUAU